AUGGACAUAUGGAGAAUGAGCAACAACGUAACCUACGUAUGGAAAGCCGCCGACAAGGUCCACGCCCUCGAGGCAAUACGCGACAACCCCACCUACCGGCAGCACUUCUUCCCCUCAGCCGCGAGCGGCACGCGCCUCAAGCACAAGUGGAAAUCGGAACGCGAUCUGUGUCUCGACAUCCUCCGCAACGAGGUCAUGUGGAUGGCGGCCGCGAAGCGCGCAAAGCUCGUCACUAAGGAGAAGGACACGCCGGACGGGCCGGUGUGGAAGGCGACGCCGAAGUGGACGAGCGCCGUGUCCAACCCCGUCCGUAAUCUCGUCUCUACGCGCCAGAUGACGCCAGACGACAGCGGGAAGAACUACUUCGAGAAGGCCGGCGCCAAGCGCAGCUGGAAGUCGAAGCGGGACGUCCCCAAGUCCAUGAAGGCCUUCCUCGACUUAUACCCAUUCUACUUUAUCCUGCUCGACCUCAUGCGCGGGGAAGCUCGCCCGGUCCUCCCGCCUCCUCGGGCACCGACAGUCGAGCCGCCGUCCAGGCGCCGCGUUAACCCCCGCCUCCAGAAUAUGACCCGCCGUGACGGUGCACGAGGCCAUGAGUCGUCACCCGAGCUCGUUGAGUCCGACUCCGACUCCGGGUCGUUUUCCUCGCCCCCGCCGUCACGCCCAUCCACCCGUCUCCCUCCUUCUAAUGAAUCAGAGUCGUCCUCGUCGGAAGAGGAAGACGAGUUACACUCCGACUCCACAGCACCCAAGCGCGAGCCGUCAUCCUCACCCGCCCUCACCUCCACCCCGACAAUGGACCACCCGUCCAAGGAGGCUUUUACAAAGUCCUUGUCAUAUGUCGACGAUCAACUGCGCCGCUCGAGCUUAGGACCAAAGAGUUAUGGGCGCUCGCCAUCCACGUCGAGCGCCAGCGAGUCGUCUGCUGCCGAGGAUCCUGCGCCUCCGCGUCGAUUAUGGCCGGAGGGGCCGAAGCCGCUCGAUGUCAAGCCCGGCAUUGACAUCUUUUCUCCUUCAAGACCGGCCAGGGUCGACAAGCUUCCUCCUACGGUAGUGCCUGUCCCGAGCCGGAAGCGCGCACGAUCGCCUUCCACGUCGAGUGCUAGCACGUCGUCAUCUUCGAGCGACGAGCCCGCUCCGCCUCCGCGUCCUAGGUGGUCGGCGCCGCUCGACUUCAGUCGUGAGCCGCCACCCUCGUCUCCUGCGGUGAAACAGGAGACUGUCUCGAUCUACACCAUCUCGAGCAGCUCAUCUGACUCUUCGGACGACAUCGACGAUACCAGCCAACCCGUCCGCAUCACGAAGGCUCCCCAAGGCUCCUCGAACCGACGUGUCUCUGUCGACAUGGACAUGUAUUCGUCGGAUCAUGCCCGCUCCACCCGCAAAGCCCGCCCUCGCUCAUUCAGCCCGACGAGCUCCUUUAUCGACUUUGACCCGCCGAGCGAACCCGAGCCCGAGCCAGUCCAUCAACGCUUCGACGAGAGCUCGGAGGUUCAACCUAAACCGAAGCGCCCCCGAACCAGGAAGAAGGCCAAACAAACGGUAACCAUCCCAAAUGACGCCGCCAACCCCAUCUCCCUCAAAUGGUUCUCGCCCACCAUCACGCUCAAGAACUACUGGCCAGUCGUCACCUGGCUCAUGGAAGCCGAGCCGACUCUCAAGAAGCCCCUGCUCGCGGCCAGACGCGCCAAGAUGGCGGGCUCUCGCCGGCUCAACGAGCUCCUCAAAGCUUAUGAAGACCUGCUUGAUCCUCGCGGUACCAAGCACCGCGUCUGGGCCGAAGGGGUUCUUCGCAGGGCGUGUACGAGCAAGUUCAUGCAGGGGUCACAGGUGUACUCUCCGAUCGAGGGUCAGCUGACGCGGCGUCUCCUCCUUCUGGGCGAGUCUGCAGGCAUGACCCGCCUGAGCGAGAAGCAGUUCCAGAGCCAGCUGGGCAAGGACAACCGCCUCAUCCUACUAAAGGCCGCGCCGGAGCACGACCCUCUCCUCAAGCACAAGGUCCUCGAUGCUCGUGGGAACGUCAAGUACUGGGAGAUGUCGCCCCUGUCGUUCAUGUUGGUCAUUGAGACCAACUUUUUGUGUCUGGUGAACAAGCUGCGCGCCGAAGGCGUGUAG
Messenger RNA from Vanrija pseudolonga, 2115 nucleotides. RefSeq lists its product as uncharacterized. Bases 1 to 2115 code for a protein of 704 amino acids. The transcript is spliced from 6 exons. NCBI's taxonomy places the organism in Eukaryota, Fungi, Basidiomycota, Tremellomycetes, Trichosporonales, Trichosporonaceae. The record is from RefSeq and is a predicted model, not a curated record.